Messenger RNA from Linum tenue, 370 nucleotides. Lineage: Eukaryota; Viridiplantae; Streptophyta; Magnoliopsida; Malpighiales; Linaceae. The record is from the annotation of a GenBank genome assembly.
GGAGAAGAAAAGAAGACACGACAGAAACAUAAAAUUGGAAGACUAUCUGGUUCUUUCUUUUUGUUUGGAGAAAUUCAUUUCAGUUCGGAGGUUUGCGAGAUAGGAGCAUAAAGAGGGGCAUUCUUAGAGUAAGAAAUCCCAACAAGACCAUGUCCCGGUUCUGACCCUAAGGUUAGAGCCGAUUCGAAGAGUGUUUGAUCAACUCCAAGUAAGAUCGAUGGUGACUCCCAAAAAGGGAAUGCGACCCCGACGGACCCCCGGAGGGACGGUUGCGACAGAUGGCGACUCCGCUGGGGACCUUCGAGGGUCGAGCAACAUAACUAAGUUCGAUAGGUUUUCUAAAUUUGUAUUAUCUGUUGGGUGUUUACUA